AUGCCUAUUAGAAAGAAUCCUUAUAGUUUUCUUAAACUCCUUCACAAUUUUAUAACAUACCCUUUAAAAAUUCAAUCAACUGAAACUAGGUAUAAAGAAACAAUUUUAGCAGUUCUAACUCCAGUACUAGAACAUCAUCCUGCCUAUUUUCAUGAAGACCCUGUUCGUUUUAUGAUGCAAAUAGGUGUAUUUUAUCAAGGAACGCUUCGACGUGUGGCUAUUCAUGCUGCCCAAAAUUCUCAAUCACUUAUCAUUCUUCCAUGUCAUAAAUCUCAUGUAGAUUAUAUUGUUAUUUCUUACAUAUUUUUCCGUUUGGGGUUGGCUCUUCCACAUAUUGCUGCGGGUGACAAUCUCGACUUGCCUAUUGUCGGCACAGUUUUUAGGCGUAGUGGUGCAUUUUUUAUUCGACGAACGUGGGGUGAAGAUCAACUUUAUGGCAGUAUUGCAAAGGAAUACUUAGAGUGCUUAUUAGAAAGUGGUCAUAAUCUUGAGUGUUUCAUUGAAGGAACAAGAAGUCGUACAGGGAAGCUUUUACCUCCUAAACUUGGUAUUUUAAAAAACAUUCUCGAAUGUAUAUUGUCUGGCAGAACCGAAGAUUGUUGGAUAGUACCAGUAUCCUUACAAUACGAUAAAGUAGUUGAGACAGAAACCUACGUUAAUGAGUUGUUGGGUAAUCCCAAGGAAAAAGAAACUUUAUGGAGUGUUGUAACAAAUAGUAGGCUAGUGCAAUUGAAAUGGGGUCGCAUUGAUGUGCGAUUUUCCAAGCCAUUUUCACUACUAUCAUUCAUUGAAGAUCAAAAAAAGCGACGAAAUUAUAAUAAUCCAUUGAUUGAAGCACAAAAGAUUACUUUGUUGAGAGCGCUUGGUUACCGGGUUUUAUCGGAUAUUAACUCUGUUUCAGUUGUAAUGCCUACUGCUCUUGUUGGGACUGUAGUACUGACACUCCGUGGUAGAGGUGUUGGAAGAAAUGAAUUAAUAAGACGUGUAGAUUGGUUAAAAGCCGCAAUUUUGACCAGAGGAGGACGUGUUAAAGAUUUUUACGGUAUGAGUACGGCAGAAAUUGUCGAUCGUGCAAUUGCCGUAUUAAAAGAUUUGAUCGUAGAAAGAAAGGAUUUAUUGGAACCUGUAUUUUAUGCAGAGAAAAGAUUCGAAUUAAGUUUUUACCGUAACCAGGUUAUGCACUUGUUUGUUUCUGAAGCCAUAAUAUCGGUAGCAAUGUACACUAAAAUAAAGCAAGGUGGUGCCAAACCAGCACAACGUUUGAACAGAGCUACCCUUUUAAAAGAAAUAGAGUUCCUUUCUCAGUUGCUCAAAGGGGAAUUUGUGUAUAACCCUGGUGAAAUUAAGAAUAAUAUAUAUAAAACCUUGAUAGGAUUAAAGAAUGAUAAUGUAAUUGAUUAUAAUGAUGAAUAUGUGGAAUUAUCCGAUGCUGAAAGAGCUAUUGGAAGAGAAAAUUAUGAUUUUUACUGCUUUUUGAUAUGGCCUUUUGUCGAAACAUAUUGGCUUGCUACCAUAAGUCUGUUUUCCAUGACCCCUAAUAAUCCACCUCAAUCGACGACUCCGAUUGAGAAUAAAACCACCAAUAAUAUCACAUGGUUUAAUGAGAGAGAUUUUCAAAACAAAUGUCAACUUUUUGGUAAAACUUUAUACUAUCAAGGAGAUAUUUCCUAUUUUGAGGCAGUGAACAAGGAAACAUUAAAGAAUGCAUUUAUUCAUUUGGAAAAUGCUGGCGUUAUCAUGGUGAAACGAAGUCGCAAUGUUAAAAUACAACCCACUAUUGCUUUAGCACCUAAAUUUAUACCAACAAGGAAUUCUGAUGGAAUCAUUGAAGCUAAGGGUGAAUUAUGGAAUUUAGUUGAAAAAAUUGGAAAUUUUCGAAGGGAAGGAAAAAAUCGUAGAGAUAACGCUACAGUUAGUUCAAGAGUAUUAAAGUUAGCUGAGAUGGUAGGUACUCCAACCGCAGCUGAUGUAGAUGUGAUGAAUUUAAUGAAUAAUAAGCCUUCAAAGGCCGGAAAACGGGAAGCAAAACUUUAG
This is a messenger RNA of Dentiscutata erythropus, 2034 nucleotides long. The record is from the annotation of a GenBank genome assembly. Lineage: Eukaryota; Fungi; Glomeromycota; Glomeromycetes; Diversisporales; Gigasporaceae.